Molecule: messenger RNA, 5011 nt
Organism: Lacerta agilis (Sand lizard)
Lineage: Eukaryota; Metazoa; Chordata; Lepidosauria; Squamata; Lacertidae
Product: merlin-like
Exons: 17
Coding region: 394-2610 (738 amino acids)
Biological process (GO): positive regulation of protein localization to early endosome; regulation of organelle assembly; positive regulation of early endosome to late endosome transport
Cellular component (GO): cytoskeleton; apical part of cell; plasma membrane
Molecular function (GO): cell adhesion molecule binding; actin binding
Source: RefSeq, a predicted model, not a curated record
CAGCGCGGGAGGAGGAGGAGUCUCGCAGGCACCCAGGCAGGAAACGGCUCGACGUCUUUUGCCAUCACCUGGGAAAGUAAAUUCUUCGCUUUCUCCCCGGCGGCUGAGCUGACAUGCUCCAGCGUGGAGGAGACAAAGGGAAGGGAAGCCCCUUGCUAGAUCAGCCCUUGGCUAUGAUUUUUGCACCGUGGUGAUGUGAACGUGGGCUGUGCAAAAUGCAACCUUUAGAAUAAAUAAAUAAACAAAUGUUUAUUUUUUUAUUUUUUAAAAAGGCAUUGAUUCCGAGAAGAAAUUCAGAAUCCAGUUUGACUCUCCUGCUGUGCAAUUGCAGCCUCCAGGAAUAACAAGAGAGAGAGGCAUCCCUUGUGCAGCUUUCCCUGCAGGCAUAAAAAUAUGUCCAUCACGGGGCUGAAGAGGAAGCAGCCAAAAACGUUUAAGGUGAAAGUUAUAACGAUGGAAAUCGAAAUGGAGUUUAGUUGCGAGAUGAAAUGGAAGGGGAAGGACCUCUUUGACCAGGCGUGUCGUGCGCUGGGUCUGCGGGAAUCCUGGUUCUUUGGCUUGCAGUACUCCAUCAAAGGAAUGAACACCUGGUUGAAGAUGGAUAAAAAGGUUCUGGAUCAGGAAAUUCCCAAGGAAGAUCCCAUCAGAUUUUGUUUUUUAGCAAAAUUUUACCCUGAGAAAGUUGAAGAGGAACUUCUGCAGGAGAUCACCCAACACCUCUUUUUCCUGCAGGUUAAGAAACAAAUACUGGACGAAGAAAUCUACUGCUCUCCUGAGGCUACAAUUUUGUUAGCGUCUUAUGCUGUUCAAGCCAAGUAUGGUGACUAUGACCCAAACCUGCACAAGCCGGGCUUCCUGGCUCCAGAGGAGCUUUUACCAAAGAGAGUCCUCCGCCAAUAUCAGAUGACACCUGACAUGUGGGAAGAGAGGAUUACAGCCUGGUACGCUGGGCACCGGGGCAUAGCCAGGUAUGAAGCUGAGUUGAACUAUCUUAAAAUUGCACAAGACUUGGAGAUGUAUGGGGUCAAUUAUUUCCCUAUAGCUCAAAAGAAGAAUUGUACAGACUUUCUGCUUGGCGUCGAUGCCAAAGGGGUCCAUGUCUACAACAUUAACAACCGCUUCUCUCCAAACAAAUCUUUUGAAUGGAGCAGCAUCAGGAACAUUUCCUACAGCGAGAAAGAGCUCACAAUUAAGCCCAUUGACAAGAAGGCUGAAGUCUUUAAGUUCUUCUCCUCGCAGCCAAAAGUCAACAAACAGAUCAUGCAGCUGUUCAUUGGAAACCAUGACUUGUUUAUGAGGAGGAGGCGAGUGGACCCCAUCGAGAUCCAGCAGAUGAAAGCGCAAGCUCGGGAGGAGAAAGCAAGGAAGAAGAUGGAGCACCAGCGCCUGGCCAGGGAGAAGCAGCUGCGGGAGGAGGCUGAGCGGGCGAAGGAGGAGUUGGAGCGGCGCCUUUUUGAGGUGGAAGACAAAGCCCGGCAAGCCAAUGAGGCUUUGCGCCGUUCGGAGGCAGCGGCAGAGCUGUUGGCCGAGAAGGCCCAGAUCGCUGAGGAGGAGGCCAAGCUCCUGGCCCAGAAUGCCGCUGAGGCUGAACAGGAACGUCACCGCCUGGAGAUGGCCGCCUUGAAAACCAAGGAAGAGAAGCUUCUGAUGGAGCACAAAAUGCGAGAGGCAGAACUGAUUGCCAUGAAGCUGGUAAAAGAAUCGGACCGAAGGGCUAAGGAAGCUGAACAUCUGAAACAGGACCUGCAGGAAGCCAGAAAUGCAGAGGAAAAAGCCAGGCAGAAACUCCAGGAUGUUGGCAAGCUCAAUCCUCCUUCUAAUGCUGCCAAGGGCACCCAGCCCUCCUCCACUGAAGCCAGAGAUGCCUGCCCUGACAAAGUAUCGAUAAAACUGGAUUUAAGGGACAUUGACUUGAAGAGGCUUUCCUUGGAGAUAGAGCGAGAGAGAUUAGAUUACCUGGAUAAGAGCAGGAAGUUUGAGGAUCGGCUGAAAGAACUCAAGUCUGAAAUCCAUGCCCUGAAAGUCGAAGAGAGACACGCAGGCUUCCUCUCGCACUGGAGCGAAGUCCUUGGUUCCCUGGGCCGUUCCUCGGGGAAGAUGUGCAAGACUCCGUUGUGGAUGAACCCCUUUGAAGUGGACUUGUUGGACAGCCUGCAGCAGCCUUUCGUGCCGUGCCCGCUCAACGUCACCAAUGGCUUUCUGCCCAGAACGCCAGCGGAAAACCCGUCUUUUGAAACAGAUGCCCUGGCUGCCAGUAAUGUGGGCACAGGAAUAAGGAAGCACAUUAAGGUAACUGAGCUUGGCAAUGUUCUACACUUCCUGGUUCAAAUUGUGUCUUUUUUGCCAGCUGCUCUCUUGGGCUACUUAUGUGCUAUUUCGACUGAGAUAUUCACACAAAACCUGGUGCGCAGAAUCAGGGCGCAAAUUCCCAUGGAGUGUGACACUAUUUCCAAUGAAAGCUUUUGGGCAGGUGCUGCUGAGUGCUCAUAUGUCAGGCCUGAAGAUCAUGGCUCAUCCUUUUGUGUGGUUCCAGCACAUGGGCACUCAGGUAUAUUGCCUCUGAACGUGAAGGUUCCACUUACUGUAGCUCUUGUGAUUAACAGCCAUUGAUAGGCCUGUCGUCUAUGGAUUUGGCUAAUCCAGGGAUGGAGAACUUGUUGGUCUCAUGAGAUCAAAUGUGGGGAACCUUUGGCACUCCAGAUGUUGCUGAGCCACAAAUCCCAUCAUCCCUGGCAAUUGGCCACACUUUUAGUUUGUAGAUGUAGUUCGGUAACAUCUGGAGGGCCAAAGGCUUCCCACACUUGCUGUAGAUGUUGCUGGCCUUCAGCUCCCUUCAUCCUUAAACACUGGCCAUGCCACCUGAAGAGUGAUGGGAGUUUGAGUCCAACAACAUCCAGAGGUCCCCAGGUUCUCCAUCCCUCAUCCAUUCCUUCCUUAAAGCAAUCUAGUAGCUAUCUCUGUACAUAGCUUUUAAAAAAUGUUUCUAUGUCUUUUCAGUUCCAAAUCCUGUCCUACACCUGCUUUUUCAAGCUGAAAUAACUUUAUUUUCUGUCUCCACUCAGGUACAACAACACAAAACAGAUGUGAUCUAUAUCUGAAGCGCCUUAAGGUGACUGUCUGCAGCUUGGUCACCAUUUGUUUUGAGGAAGUCUAAAGGCUACUCUCAGAUCCUAGAAAGACUGUUGUAUAAACCUGCCACAUCUGUGCCCUACUUUGGUUCCCAGGAUGUGUUUCUUGCAUUCAAAAGCAGAUCUGGUGAUACUGGGUGGACCAGAGGUGGGUCGGGCUCCCCACCACACCUCAGGUAUCAACCUGAAGGUAUAAUAAAACUUCAUGUAUUUAGUGGUGACUCAGCAUUUCAAUAGGUACACUUAUGCACAGUUCUAUAAUAAUUAAGGUAUGGCCCCAAUUUGGCUAAAGUUAGUUGCGACUAAAUAAGCAAUUAGGCUUACUUGGAAAUAAGUCCCACUGAACAUAGUGGGACUUAUCUUCUAAGCAGAAGUGCAAAGAACUGAAAGCCAUUUGUUGUGACCAGCUCUGUGUUCCACUGAAAAGCAAUGGGGCUGUAAUCAGAACUUAACUGAAUCAGGUCCUGUGCAUUUAGGAAUCUUGUGUGGAUGGUUAUGUUCACAGGUACUGUGAUGAAUGUAGAGAAUUCUGCAGCUAUUAUUAAUGCCAUUUUAAAAAAAUAAUUAAAAGAUGACAAAGGGCUUUGAAUUAAGGGACAAAACAUGAAAUGCAAAAAUCUCCUAGUUAAUUAAAAGUGGUUUAAAACGACUAUGCCAUAUGCAUUCCCAAGCUGAUGUGGGCUUUAUCACAUGCUUUAGAAAUCUUUCUUGGAAUGGGAGUUGUAGCCCCUAUCAUAGAGGGGAGCAGAUUGUGAGAAGGCUGAUCCUAUGCAUGCCUACUUAGAAGUAACUCAUUCUUUUCAGUGGGGCUUACUUGGAAGUAAGCAUCUAGGAUUAUAGAAACACACCAAGACCUGUCCUUGAGUAAAUAUGCACAGGGAACUGCUUAGUUAGAAUUUGCAUAUCAGCCAUUCAGUCAAGGGUUAGGGUUUGUAAACAGUCACAAAGGAAGAGGCUUGGAACAAAAGACGAGGGAGAGGAGUUAGCAGAAAGCUAAUUUUAAUGUCAGUAUCCAAUGUGAAGAUUCUGCAUUUUAUAUUUUGUAAAGCCCAAAAUAACACAAGUCUCUCAUCAGAACCUCCCCUCUGUACUAACAAACAAUGCAAUGUGGAGGAAUCAGUUCUUUCUAGCCAGCGUCUGCUCCCCCCCCCCCCCGAAGCUGGGGAGCUGUGUCUGUGUUCCUUAAGAGCAGGCAGGGAUGGAGAAACUGCAGCCCUUCAGGGGUUGCUGGACAACUCUCCACAUCUUUGACCUUACUUGGCAAUGAUGGCGGAGGCUCACGGGGACCAACAAGCACAGCACCGUCAUAUGGAGAGCUACAGGUGUUCCCUAUUCGGCAGCUCCCAUAACAGGGAUGGGGAAUGGAUGACAUCAGGGUGACUCUUCUCUAUUUCAUGCAUAAAACAUAGUUUUAUGGCAUCUCACCAGUGUAACGUUAGAAGGAAAAAACAAUGUCUUGCAUUAUAAAGUUCUCUUAGUGUCUAGUAUCUGAGGUUAAAGGUGCAGCGGCUCCCAAAGAGGUGCCUGUAAAUAUGUCUGCACUUCGUUCUCUGCAGAGCGCUGGAGAAUGACAUGAACUCAGGCAGGAAAUGCUUUUGGGGGGGUCUGACUGUAACCCCAAACUUAUCUACAGGAAAUUAAGGGCCUCCUGGCAUUUUCUACUUGGCACCUGAAUUGUCUUCACCUGUGUGGGCUAUUUGCCAAACCACCAAUUGGUACAACGAAUGGAAAGAACUCAAGGGAAGGGUAGAGAGUCACUGGAGCCCAGACUGGGCCUUUUGCUAGAUCAAGAGGCUGAUCUAUGAAAUAAAUACUGAUUUCUAUAUUUUAAGUUAUUGUAAAUAUAAUUUUCUUUUUUCCAAAAUAAAUUAUCUGAACAAUUA